AUGCAGAGGCCAGCUGACAAAAACAACUACGUCUCAUCGCCGAACCGUUCAGCACCUCCUGAACGGAAACCCAUUCAUUUUCCGGAAGUCGAAUUAAAGGAACGCUCAUCGAAAAGUCUAUUAGCCAAUGUUUUAGAUAUAGAUGAUGAUUUUAGGCAUAAUUACAGAGGAGGGGGCACUCCCACACCACUUCAACCUACGACAUUUUUCAGAACUGUUUACAGGUGCAAAUGUUCUCCUGAAGAAUCUGAUUCCAAAGGUGAAGAAGAAGGUAAGGAAGACUGUCUCCCUUUUAUUCAAGAAAUCUUGGUAGAUAUAAUAUAUGUAUCUGUUGAAAGGGCAGAAAAAGACAAUUUAACUAAAACAGGGGAAAUCCGCAAACCAAAGAAAUUUAAGGAGAGCUUAGAAAUGAAAAAAAAAAGAAAAUUAAUAGCUAUUAUUGCUAGGCAUGGUGUAAAACCAUCUUGUAUCUCUUGCAAGAGAUGUUCCGAAAAAAAUACAGAAGCGAGACGAACAGAAAUAAAUGGAGAAUUUUGGAAAUUGCAAAAAGAGGAAAAGAAAAAUUUUAUUUUUAAUAACGCAUCUGACCAAGUAACCAAACAGAAAACGGAAAACACAGCUAGUGUUGUGUCUAGAAGGUCGAAAAGUUUUUUAUAUGUUCUUAAAGACAAUGACGGAUGCAAACAAAGAGUCUGCAAAAUAUUUUUUUAUGAAACGCUGGGAUACGAAAAAAAUUACAGUUAUUGGAGAUGCCCUUACUAA
Molecule: messenger RNA, 762 nt
Organism: Diabrotica balteata
Lineage: Eukaryota; Metazoa; Arthropoda; Insecta; Coleoptera; Chrysomelidae
Source: the annotation of a GenBank genome assembly